This is a messenger RNA of Canariomyces notabilis, 2489 nucleotides long. RefSeq lists its product as uncharacterized. The coding region runs from base 499 to 2070 and encodes 523 amino acids. The record is from RefSeq and is a predicted model, not a curated record. NCBI's taxonomy places the organism in Eukaryota, Fungi, Ascomycota, Sordariomycetes, Sordariales, Chaetomiaceae. The transcript is spliced from 7 exons.
CAAUAGUAGUCCCACAGCACUCCCAAGGAUCUUUUGACAGCGAUGCUCCGGUCCUUUUGAGCCACUUCUACGAUACACUCAUCAAUCGCAAUCAUUCGUCCUCCCACUUACCUGUACAGUAAGGUAUCUAACUGUAUCACUCACCCCCCACCAAGAACCAUGCCGUGUGACCCAAGUUGGGCGCUGGCUGCGCCUCCAAUGGGACCAAACGGGCGUAGAAUCUAAGCCCAUUUGGCGACCCAAAAUGCGCAAACCCUAUUCCAACCGGAUGCGCCUCGACGACACGUUGCGAGCGCACACGGGCUGCCUCAGUCGGGCCAUACGGAUUGAAGAAGAAGGGUCAACCAUUAAGACCCACGCUUCAAGACCUGCGAAGAAGAGUUGCGCCUUGAAGCCGGAAAGAACUCUGUCAUCUACUUGCCAAGCUACGUCUCCCGCGGCCGGGAAUUCAUCCUGACGGUGCCUGAAACAUCAAGAUUACCAACUCAGGGGGCUAGAAUGAAUUCAAUAUGGAGUGGGCACGAUAUCCUAGCCUCUCACCUGCAGAGCCUCAACUUCUCCGCGACUCCUCUGACAGAGAGCAACAAGUUGAAGCAUUGGACGGGGAAGUGCUGGACAUUGGACUCGCGAUCGGGACAAUGGGCGCAAGAGCAGUCGCAGCAGCAACUUGGAGAUACACAAGCAGCCCAGGCACCGCACAGCCAACCCAACUGGCUCAAUGUCGUCGAUGCCUCAUCCUUUAACGAUGAUAAGUGGGAUGCCUGGCUUCAAAACCAAACGCUCCUGGAUGCUACGUCUUUGCCGCCGAGCGGUGAUCUUUCGGAAGAUCGUCUCUCUGUUGUUGUAACAUCACCUGUACAUCUUACGGGCUUCAACAGAACCCAAAGCGGGCCAACAGCCCUCCGAUACGUUUCCCUUCGACAGGACCGAUUCCUGUCCAUCCUUCAGAAGCUUGCCAUGCACCGAGGCUACCUCGCCUUGUUGGAGGAAGGUAGCCCCUGUGUUAUUAAGCGCAAGUCGACGGUACAGGGUCGAGCUUGUGAAGUCUACAUCUUGCGGACAUCCAACGGGGUCAAAGGCCAAUCCGCCAUCACAGUAACUCACUUCCCUGCUAUCACCGUCAGCCCAGAUCCCGCCUUGGCCACUACUGGCACAGGGGUAAAACUAGGAGCAAAAACCAACGCGCUCAUCGCGGGCUUCGACGAGGAGGACCUGGAGGUGCUUACCUCGUACCUCUGCAAUUUCUCCGGUACCUUCCCUUCGGCGGCCGCACGCCUCAUCAUCGCCUUCCUCGAAGUCGAAAAGAAGAAGCGCUUCGACUUGGUGCGCACCGCGGUCCGCGACAUGCAAGCCGUCAUCCACGAACUUACCAUCGAGCCCGUGGGGGUGAAACCCUCGAUGCGGCGCGCUCUGAAUAAGACAGUCGAUCUGUACUUUGGGUGGAACCAUCUGCGCACCGACGGGCUUGUGGCCUGGCGGGACCAGCUCAAGCUUCUGAGGGGACGGCUGGCGGCUUCUGGAUCUGAGCUGGAAACUCAAGGGGACCGGCGCGAGGCGGGAGGAGAGGCAUUAGGAGGAGGAGACUUGGAAGAUGAUGAGACGGCGGUGCUGGUGGAGUAUCUGGACCAGCUGACUGCCCGGUACGACCACCGAAUUGCCAGGUGUGAUAUGGUCCUGCAGGGGGCGUCGCUUGCCUACCAGAUGGAAACGACGCAACUCUCAAGAAAGGACACCGAGAUUGCAAUUGGCGAUGGCAAAACUAUGAAGGCCAUUGCUGUACUCACCAUGGUUUUUCUUCCCGGCACCUUCAUUGCGACGAUGCUGGCAGUCCCACAAAUUGAAGAAGCACUGAAACCGGAAAACAAUGCUAGCUUCUCAGACAGGACAUGGCUGUGGUAUAUCGUACUCGCCGUCCCCGUUACUGUUGUUGCACUCCUGGUUUACAUCUCUUGGGAGUACCUUUAUAAGAGAAAGUACCUCAAGAGUUUGUUUGGCGAAAGUGGCAGUGAGAAGAAUGACGAGGUCGAGAUGCUUGAUCUUGAGCGGGGGAGGGGAGGAGUGGCCCCUUGAUCCUGCUGGUGGCCAUAGGGGAGCAGGUGCUGCUUGGGGUUUGGCGUUCCUACUACAAUCGAUAUGAUACCUGGGAUGAUUUGAUCUUCUCCGAGCCAUGGGCGAUCUGGUCAAAGCUACUAGUAGAUGCCGGGCUUCCAUUUUGUUACUUCGUUGUCCACAGCUUAGGUACGCUCGAUUCGGAGGCUCCCCGAAACGUUGAACUUUGACGGAUCUGGAGAAUCCUAGGAGGCGGCAGUGUAACUCGAAGGGCAAACAGUCGUGCAACACCCUUAUGUUUUCCUAAGCAAAAGUUCCGAGGGACGCUGCGAAACAGCUUCAAACCACUCACUGGGACUCGUCCUUGUCGACCGAUCCCAAGCUCAAUGCAAGCCCAAUUGUGCCUGGAAGGAGGCUUUAUGAGUGAGCAUACCUGAGCC